Molecule: messenger RNA, 6177 nt
Organism: Blastomyces gilchristii SLH14081
Lineage: Eukaryota; Fungi; Ascomycota; Eurotiomycetes; Onygenales; Ajellomycetaceae
Product: F-box and WD domain-containing protein
Exons: 2
Coding region: 147-3536 (1129 amino acids)
Biological process (GO): proteasome-mediated ubiquitin-dependent protein catabolic process
Cellular component (GO): proteasome regulatory particle, base subcomplex; cytosol; nucleus
Molecular function (GO): polyubiquitin modification-dependent protein binding
Source: RefSeq, a predicted model, not a curated record
CCCUUCAACUUCAAACAUCAAGCCUGAUUAGCAGCAGCAUUUAAGCACACCAUCAAGGUCUAUUUCCUCGCGCGCAUUGCUCUAGACUGACCCGGAAUCUCUCUGGCUCAGUCCUUCACUUUCUCCUUUUCCCUUUCCAACUUUUUAUGCACCCAGAGCCCUCCCAAGCUUCUCAUCCAGAAACUCGCGAUACACGGUUUUCCCCCUACCCGAUCACUUCUACCCAACAUGGACUCCAGCAGCAGCAUGAUGAGCACCUUCCGUGCUAUUUCUCUCCGGAGAAUAGUAGGGAUGGAGUGCGCGAAUGCUCUGUAAACGCGGCUGAUGAGGUCUCACCACCUCCAUCACCACUUGACCCUGUACUGAACACCACGUUCCCUGUGGAUCGCAUCAGUAACAAUGAAAACUCUUUAACUCCUUCCCCAAAGGAAGCUAAGGAUUCCGGGUUCGAAAUCGCCGCUUCAAAUGUCAAUAGACUCUCUCACCAACCACUCGAGGACUUCCCUAAUGAGGUUUUGACACAUAUCCUGUCUCACUUGCCCCCUUCGUCGCUCUCAUCAAUGAGCCUUGUUAGUCGCCGCUUUUAUAGCCUCGUGACCACUCCUCAUGCCUGGAGAAUCGCAUUUUCUCGCUAUUUUCGGGGUCCCGCAAGCCUGAGGGAAGACACGCAUACAGAAGACUACGAACUUAUCCUUGCGCAGAGGCGUACCUUUUCCAGAUUGACGGCACUGGCAUCCUGGCGAAAUGAAUACAUUCUGCGAACCAGACUGCUACGGGCACUGUCCCGGGGUAAGCCUGCAGAACCCGAGCCCCCUUCGCCGCGCGGCUCCACCAGACAUCAAUCUGCGCAUACUGCAAGGGCUGUGGUCACAUACAGCUCGAUGUGUGUCUACCCAAUUACUCAUAUUGACGGAACUUUUGGUUCGCCAUUGGGCAACAAACCACCUCUGUUUAUUCAUGGCGCUGCCGAACAGGGAGUUGCUUCGAUGAGCGACCCUACCUCUGGCAAAACUGGCACCGGCACUUGGGGUCUCUCCUUCCCACAGAUGUUUAAACAUUUUUCCGAUAUUUUCCCCGGUGAGGCUGAAUGGGGUCUAGGUCCGGGCAAUAUGGUGGGUAUGCCCAAUGUUAUGGAUGUGAGCCAGCCCUACGGCAUGGUUUAUGGAGAAGCUUGUCCUCAAGGGAGAACCUAUUAUUUGUCCUCGAGUGAAAAGCAUGGUCGUUUUUUGCCUGGGGCGGACACCACCUCUCGGCCUCAUCUUGGUAUCCCUAGCAUAAGCAGCAUCGGAACUGCAAUCUGUUCUGUCUGGAUAGCCAAAUCUCCUCAGAUACUCAAGAUGACGAAUGGUCUAUGUGGUAUUCUCUGCGGCUCAUCCUUGGGCAUACUUACUGCAUAUGCAUUGGGACCUAACCCUUCAUACGACCAACGCUUUGAACGUGGCCAGGUAACCGCAAAAUGGGCCCUGUGUCCAGGGAUUCCUAUAAUUGCGAUUAGGGUCGACGAAAAUUACUCUGCUAAACGUCGCUCGCACCAACGCGUUUGGGCUGUCGUUUUGAACUCAGUAGGUGAAGUGUUCUACCUGACAGAUAUUCCUCAUCAAGUGGAGUUGACACCCAAACCAAGCGUUGAGGAGCUCGACAGGGUUGCUUGGGAGACUGGAAGAACCGUGCGCUGGGAACUUAUAGAAGCCACUCGGCGGGUUGCUCGACCUGACCCUUUUAAUAGACUUUUGGUGGAUGGGAGCUACAGUCCAAGGUCCUCGUCAAACUCUAUGGGCCUUACCAAAGACCAGAUUUCUGCGGAAACCGUAGAGAUAGAGAAAUUUCUUGCUUUUAAACCAAAACAUUUUAGAAAUGUCUGUGAUGGUUGGGACAUGAGACGAAAGUUGGAGGUUGAUUUCGCUGGGGACAAUUAUCAUAACGCCGGAGAGUCCGUUAUCGUCUUUAACUGCGGCUUCGGCGAGCACCAGACUAGCUCGAUCCGAAGAUUCAUGCGGCAGAAGGUGCAUGUUCCUAUUCCUCAGUCUUCUGACGAGGCCUACCCUUCAAUAUUAGCGACUGCAAGCCGGUCGAUUUUCAGGGGCACCCUUGGCUCCGGCUCAGCAUCGUCGACCACUCCGCCCUCCCUAAGUUCCGAGCGGCAAGCAGAAACGGACUCUUCCCUUGCGAUUGAAUGGCGAGUAUCUGAUUUUGUUUUCGAAGAACAAAAGCCGCCUCGAAUCACUGCCAGCGCUUUAGACGCGUCGACGUUUGCACAGUUGACUACAUGGGAAGACCCAUUAAUUGGAAUGAGUGGAGGAUCCACCACAUCCUCUCAAUUGUCUUCUCCCUUAUCUUCGAUGAGCCAAAAUCUAUCGUCCCCCGCGGAUAUUCCGGGAAAACGGGCUGCUUACAUGGCCGUUGGUACCGCCGCAGGCUCAGUUUAUGUUUGGGAUAUAAGAGCAGCCGCUUCUCAGACGCCGGAUAUCACAAAUAAGGUCUCGCCGCUUCGAAUUAUUCACACAGAUUCCCCACAGGUGUCCUGUGUCGCCUUGACUUCUCUCUACCUCGUUCAUGGUGGAAGUGAUGGACUAGUUCAGGCAUGGGACCCACUCGCAUCGUCCACGCAGCCUAUUCGAACGCUACACUCUCGCUGCUCAACGAGAGCUCGCCGUCGUCUGCUGCAAGCAGAGACUUCCGCCGCAGGGGUAGGGCACAACUAUAUUGCAGCUGGUGCUAUUUGCCUAGACCCUGAUCCAACAGUACUAAGAGGCAUUGUAUCCCUUGGUAGUCAUCUUCGGUACUGGUCGUAUAGUUCAUCCGCAGCCGACCAAUACAAAAACAACAAGCGUCGACUACGUCGUUCUCACCGAGUAUGUAAUAGCUCUCCAGGUACCCAGCGAUUCAGUAACAGUGGCCGAGGUGCACUGCAGGACUAUAUUGAGAACGAAAGAUACGAACUAGAGCGACAAAAGAAAGCUGAUCAAAAGGAAAGAGAACUUCUAAGCGGUCGGUUCGGAAUAGAUCUUCUUGGGCCUGAUGCUAGCGAAGAGGAACUAUUUGCCUACGCGCAGAUGCUAAGCGAGGAAUCGUAUACAAGUGACGAACGCAAAAGACGGGGUAGUGAAAGUAGUGCUGGAGGUAGUUCUUCGAGCGAAACUAUAUCCCCCAACGAUAUUUCUAUUACACACGAGUUAGCAUCUACAACCUGCUCGUCCUCGACUCUCGACACUGUUACCGAGGAGUUAGAUCCAGAUAUCGCGGAAGCCAUCCGCCUUAGCCUUCUAGACGGGUCUUCAUCUUCAUCGGCAACAGACCGUCCGUUCAAGUUGGAAGACGUAUCCAGAGGGAGUUUGUCGAAUGGUGUAGAACGCAAUAUGAAGCAAGAAAUCGAUGACCUGGAAUAUGCGUUACAAAUUAGUCUGGUGGAGGAAGUGAGCCGGAGAGCAGAGGAUGUUAAACCUCCUACAGGGGGUAUGGAGGAUGGGGAUGAGUAUCCGGCGCUUGGUGGAGCGUCUUUACUUAGCAUUCGGAAGGGGAAGGGAAAAGCAGCUUAGUAGAGUGCGGUCGUGGUUAGAUUUGUGUUUCUUGUUUAAGUUUUGUCCAUUCGAGUUGUGUGCUGUGUUUGUUGUUUUGUGAUAUUGUAUCCCAGCUGAUUCCUUGGCUUUUAUGUUUUUCUCUUUCAUUCGAUACCAAAGAAAACGCUACGCUUGUUUUCUGAUUCAAUAAUCUUAGAAACCUCACUUUCUUGUAGCUGAAUUACACUUUUCACUUCCUCUCUAUUGGCUCAAAUCUCGUCUGUAUCUUCCAACCUCCUAAGCUGCAGGACAGGCGUUAUUGAUCUCUGCUCUAUGUAUUGCAAGUUCAGGGGGUAAGUGCGAGGCAGUGGCAACAUCAAACAAACAGUGAAACAUUAAUCUGUGAGAACAUCCUUGCGUUCAUUUGAUCUGUAUUUAUGUUUCGCCACGAGGGGUUUACAGGGGAACGUCAGCCCAUAUUCCACAGACGAGAGCAAACGACGGGGGCGCUAACUGCGAUGCGGGCUAUAUCUCACGAGGAGGAGGUGGCGGUGAUAAGAGAUUAAAAUUGAUAUCUCAUACUGACACAGGCGCCCAAAGAAAACAUUUCAGGGUACGUUGUGCAAUAGGAGGGGUUAAACAUGACGUGAUUGGUUUUUUGGGGGCGGUUUGUUCUACCUUGAAACAAUCCAUUUCGCCAAUCACAACCACCGUACCGGGGGUUCAACAAGAUAAUACAAGGAAAGAAAUAAAUUGCGGGUAUACGCGAUGAGAAGAGUAAAGUUUUUCAAAGAAAGAUGCGCUGAAUUAACUAAUAUAGCAGCUGGAAAUCGCGUGGGAAAUAGUAAGAGAGAACUUUAACAGAUACAUUCUGAGUUUCUCUACACCAUCAGCAGAGUCAACCCAGCCAGAACAGCGGCGAGGGAGAGAGCAUUAGAGCUGGACACGGUGUUGGCAGCAGCCUUCUUGUUAUUUGUCGAGGCACCGGGCACACCAGAGGUAUUCUCACCGGGAAGGUUGGACUGAAAAUCUUCGAGCUUCUUAAUCUCUAGACCGUCCAGCACACGGCCUUCCUUGUCAUAGACCUCAUAUUUCGGCUUGGUGUCUGUGACCUCGACAAGCUUGCCCUUAGUCGGAUUGCGGAUGCCGUUCUUAAUCAUCUCAGGGACGCUCUCAGGUGCCUCUGGGAUUUUGAAGUCGUCCUCGAAGUAUUUGGUGUCCUUGAUGAGACCGGAGGAGCACUUGGGGGGCUUGGCGCUAGUGGCGGCCGGGUCGAGGGAUUCGAGGAGAGUGAUGUCGAUUUGGCUGUAUUGUUCCAUCAGGUUGCCGUAGUCGACGCGGAGGGUAGCGGUCUUGUUGUCGUUCAACUCAACGAGGCCGUAGUUGUUCUUCUCCUGGGAGUAUUCAUAAACUAGACCACCGCCCAAAGCCUUGGUCAUUUCCGGUCCGUAGAGAGCGCCGACCUCGGUGAAAAUGCGGGGACGGACUUCGUUGCAGCCAUACUCGGAGAAGAAAACGGGGAGGGAAGUCUCAGAGAACCUUUCGACGAGCUUGUCAUAGCCACUGCUGGUGUACGUAGCGUUGCCGCACCAGGAAUAGGAGUUGAGGCCGAAGAAGUCGGAGCGGGAUUCAGGUGAGUCUUCGAUCUCACAGGCCAUGUAAGCCCAGGUGUCCUCUAAAAUCUCGCGAAUAUCGGCGGCAGAGUAGCCAACGGGGAUUUGACGAGGAGAAUGGUUGGCAAUGUACUGUUUCAUAUCACGUUGGACGGCCUGGAAAAUCGCGCGAGUGUGAGAAAACAACGGCACAGAUAAACUUUCGCAUGCAACUGUGGUAACGGCGGGAGCUAUACAAACUUACCCGAAUGUAGGCAGGAACCUCCUUCACGGCUUCUUCGUUGAUGACUUCAUUCCCGCCGAAGAAAGCUAGAGUGUUUGGAUAGUCCUUGAAAGCCUCGAUGAUACCAAAGACACGUUCCAUGUAUCCCUUGUGGUAGGUGGAUCUGGGAUCGGCGCGGUUCAAGCUCUGGUGGGCAAUGGGCGAGUUGACAUCGAGGAUCAAGUAGAUACCGGCAGCAUUGAAGAUGGAGACGCAAAGAUCAUGGUUGGAUUUGGGGUUGAGGUUGUAGAUACGAAUAGUGUUGGCCUGUGCUGCGUUAGUGAAGCUAUAUGCAUGAAGAGAAAUGCGACUCCAAUAUUAACAUACACCCAACCGUUGGAGGAGAGCAGCAUCACGCAAGCAGAUAUCGGCAUCAGUGAGGGGAUCUUCUCCGCUCUCCUCGUCGUAACCAGCGGACCCGCCUGGCUGGUAACUGUGGGAGUGUCGUCAGCGGCUGUCCACGAAGAGGUAGAUAGUGGUAACUUGACGGGGUAUAUAGAUUGCAAGCGACGUACUCGACCCCGAUGAUCUGGAAGCGCUUGUUCGAUUUGGAGUUGACAAACUGCGAACCCUCGACUUCGAUGGGCGUGACAGCAACGACAGUGGAGGCCAGCAGGGCAAAGAGCGCCGUAAAGACGCGGAUCUACAAGGAUGAAAACUUGGUUAGCCGAUGAUAGGGAGAAAAGCGGGUUUUUUAUUUUCUAUGACAAUCACUCAAUCAAAUCAAUCACAUACGAGAGUCAUGCUGGGAGCAGGGGAAAAUCGACAAUUGUUGCUGUCGUGGGCAAUGUAGAGGGGUAUUUGG